Messenger RNA from Momordica charantia (bitter melon), 1470 nucleotides. Its product is annotated as serpin-ZX. Lineage: Eukaryota; Viridiplantae; Streptophyta; Magnoliopsida; Cucurbitales; Cucurbitaceae. The record is from RefSeq and is a predicted model, not a curated record. Gene Ontology annotation, molecular function: serine-type endopeptidase inhibitor activity.
GCCCGCACUAACACGACUCAGUGACUAACUCACAAAUUUCGCUCUCAAAUUUUCUGUCCAAUCAAAUCUCAGUCUCUCUUCACCGCCGUCGUACGCUACAUCCGCCGCCGCAGAUCGCCAUUCCUCUUCUGGUUAUAGACUGCAAUGGACAUCGUUAAAGAAUCGGCGAAAGAACUAAACGACGUCGGAUUGCGCAUUCUGAAGCGACUACUCGAGACGGAAGGCAAAGAAUCGAACCUCGUGUUCUCUCCUUUGUCGAUCAACAUUAUGCUCUGCCUCCUCGCCGCCGGAAUUUCGAAGGGCCAACCGCUCGACGAUUUGCUUUCCUUCCUAAAAUUCAACUCCAUGGAUCAACUCAACUCCUUCGUGUCCAAGAUUAUCGCCUUCAUCUUCGCCGAUCAUUCCGCCACCGACGGACCCUGCGUCACCACCGCGAACGGCGUCUGGAUUUCCGACGAUCUUCCUCUCAAGCCCUCGUUUCAGAACAUUCUGGAGACUCUGUACAGAGGCAAAUUGUAUCAAGUCGAUUUCGUGAACAAGUCGGCUGAAGUGGUGGAAGAGGCGAAUUCUUGGGUGGAAAAGGAGACCAGAGGACUCAUCCCCCAAAUCUUCACCAAAGAUACGGUAAAUGAAUAUAGCAGAAUGAUUUUAGCAAAUACAGUGUACUUCAAAGCGGCGUGGUUGUAUCAAUUCUAUGAAGAAGCAACGAAGAAGGAGGAAUUCCACCUUUUGAAUGGCGGAUCUGUGGAAGUUCCUUUCAUGCGUAGCAGUGACAACCACGUGGUUGCUGUUUUCGACGGCUUCAAAGUCGCAUCGCUUUGUUACUACGAAGAAGACGACGAACGCCGUUUCUCAAUGKACAUCUUUCUCCCCGACGCUCACGAUGGAUUGCCUUGGUUACUCCAGAGAGCCUUCUCCGAGUCCGGAUUCCUCGAUCGCCAUAGCCCGCGUCAUUCUUCCUUGGAGGUUGAAAAAUUCAAAAUUCCAAAGUUCGAUCUCGAGUUGCAAUUUAGCGUGGCGGAGAUUCGGGAGGAUUUAGGGCUCGAGUCGCUGUUUUCGAUCGGGUCGGGUUUUACGGAGAUGGUGGAGGAUCCGGAGGRGAAACUACUGUAUGUUUCGAAUAUGGUCCAUAAAGCGAAGAUUAUCGUCGACGAAAAGGGGACGGAGGCCGCGGCGGUGACGGCGUGCGAAAUGUGUGGUUGCUGCCUGGACAUGAAACCGCCGGUGAAGGUGAAUUUCUUGGCGGAUCAUCCUUUUUUGUUUCUUAUCAGAGAGAACGUUACAGGAACUAUUCUGUUCAUCGGCCAGGUGCUUGAUCCUUCCCUCCACUAAUCUAAUUACUUUUCUUUUUCCCUUUUUGGUAAGAAAUACUCUUCUGUUCGUUUAUUUUUCUUGAACCGAUGUCUAGGAGUGGACAAAAGUUAUUGAACUCGACUUUAUUAUAUACAAAAUUACAAAUUUAUAACCUAU